AUGCCAAGAGAUACAUCAGGUCCAAGCCGAACAAUAUGUCGAUAUUUUGUCAACGGUUGUUGUACUCAGGGUGAUCGAUGCUCUUACUCACAUGACAGGGAUAGUCCGGCAGAUCUCGUUUGUAGGUAUUAUUUACGUGGCAGUUGUUCUUAUGGCACAGCCUGCAGAUAUGACCACGUCCGUCCUAAAAAUGAUGCUGGAGCUAAUGUGGCGAAUGGUACCCUAUCGACGCCAAAAUCCUCUUCCAUACCUAAACCAGUGAAAUUACCGAAACCUGGCCUUAAUACGAAUGCUGAAGAGUUUAUACCAUCUUGGAAACGUUCAGCGCCCGGAACAUCGUAUGCUGCUGCUGCAGGUGCGAUUGAAAGUGAAGGUGCUGCGCUACCACUGUGUCCCUACUUCGAAGUAGGGGAUUGUAACAAUGAGAAAUGCCAGUUCGUGCACGGUCUUGUAUGUGAUAUGUGUUCGCGCGCCUGUAUCCAUCCGUAUGAUGAAAAGCAACAAAAACAGCACUUUGCUGAGUGUUUGCAGCAGCAUGAGAUGGCAAUGGAACAAGCUUUUGCUGAAGCGAAAAGUAUAGGGAAAUGCUGUGGAAUUUGUAUGGAGAACAUUAUGGAGAAGGCCCUGCGCUUUGGUAUACUGGAGGGAUGUCGUCACUGCUUUUGUUUGGACUGCAUUCGAGAGUGGAGACGUAAUCAAAGCUUUGAGACGGAUGUUGUACGAUCGUGUCCUGAAUGUCGCCAACAUAGCAAUUUUGUUAUACCAUCUACGUUAUGGGUUGAAGAUGACGAAGAGAAGCAAAUAUUGUGCGAAGUGUACCGUAACAAUAUGGCUCAGAAGCAGUGCAAAUACUACAAGGUUAGUCAUGCUGUGAGAUCUGUGCGGAAGGUUUGUCUGCAGAAGGCUGUCCCUUUUGGAAACAAGUGCUUCUACAAGCAUCAACUCCCCGACGGGUCCAUAGACCCAGGAGAAGAACCGCAUGCAAGGAGAAAACCUUAUCUCGCGGAUUUUAUUUUCAACAGGUCAGGGACAGAUUCAAAUGAUGACGAAGCUCUGGACGAAAUAACAAUAGACUUAUUAGAUAAUGACUCAUAUUUGAGAAAUUUCUUCAUGAGGCUACACCUUGAGCGUCGAUAG
Molecule: messenger RNA, 1137 nt
Organism: Cooperia oncophora
Lineage: Eukaryota; Metazoa; Nematoda; Chromadorea; Rhabditida; Trichostrongylidae
Source: the annotation of a GenBank genome assembly